GAUUGCUAUUGGGCGAGAGAGAUGUUAAUUCCCGGCAGGCGGCGAAGCAGACAGGGUUGCCUAAAGGCGACCGGAGAGAUGUUGCCUUUGGGGGUUUUCUGCUGCCGUCGGGGGUUGGUGAGCACUUUUGGUACAUCAGAAGCGGGUCAGCUGUUACAUUCUUCUGGAGUAACUCAUGGCUGUGUUCCUGGAAGGUUAUAGCCAUCUGUAAGGAAGAGACCCAGAUUAACCCACCCAAAUCAGGAGGGCUUUUGUUCAAAAGUGACAUUCUUUCAUCCCAGCCAUGAACCUUGAAGCUCCAAAGCCAGAAUUCAAAUCUGCCACCAGGGUGACUGGGGGGCCUGUCACUCCCAGGAAAGGCCCUCCCAAAUUCAAACAGAGACAAACCAGGCAGUUCAAGAGCAAGCCACCAAAGAAAGGUGUUCAAGGGUUUGGUGAUGACAUUCCCGGUAUGGAAGGCUUGGGAACAGAUAUCACGGUGAUCUGUCCUUGGGAAGCUUUCAGCCACCUGGAACUCCAUGAACUGGCACAGUAUGGUAUCAUUUGAUGACAUAGAAGCCAGAAACAGGCCUUUCAUUCAGCAAGCAAGAACAGUUCGUGAGCAUCCAUAUUAUCCCUGCAAAUUCACUUUCCCAGUAGUAGCCUGUUGGGUCCUAUAACAGUUGCUCACUAAAAUA
This is a messenger RNA of Pseudonaja textilis, 677 nucleotides long. The record is from RefSeq and is a predicted model, not a curated record. NCBI's taxonomy places the organism in Eukaryota, Metazoa, Chordata, Lepidosauria, Squamata, Elapidae.